Rotaria sp. Silwood1 is the source of this 834-nucleotide messenger RNA. The record is from the annotation of a GenBank genome assembly. NCBI's taxonomy places the organism in Eukaryota, Metazoa, Rotifera, Eurotatoria, Philodinida, Philodinidae.
AUGAGUAAAGAAAAAACAGGUCCAGGAACAACUAUUAAAAUUACUUUUGGUGAUAUCAAAAAUCGAGAUACAUUUGCGAAAUUAGGGCUUCAAAUCGAUCAUAUGCAUUUUCCGGUAGAAAAGACCAAACAAAAAGUUGUUCCGCCACAAUGUCAUUCGUGUUUUCGUUUUGGACACGUAGCUAAAUAUUGCAAACAAUCGCAUCUAAUUUGUUCUCAUUGUACUGGUCCUAAUCGUUACGAUGUUUCGACAGAUCGAUAUUCAUAUUCAUCGGUAAACACGCAAUAUUUUGUACCUGUGCCAAAAGUUCAUGAUCUUACAGAAUAUCCGACGCUUUCAUCAUCAUCUUCGUCUAUUAACCCUCAAACUAUCAAUAAUAUUAUUGAAGCAUGUAUAGCUGCGACACCAGCAGCAAUCGAACGUAUAUCCGAGCAAUUAGUUGCUAUGUUUACCAAGAAAUUAGAGGAAGUAACUCAUCAAAUUCUAUCUAAACCUCAGCUGCCAGUGGAUUUAACCAUUGAUUCUCUCUCUCGUGAUUUCAAUUCUGACCUUGAUAAAAAAGAAGGAAAAAAAGAUAAUGAUUGUUCAUUAAAAAUUUCAUCUAAUCCAGGUCAACUAUCGAUCAUUGAUGAUGGAGAAACUGCUGCAGCUGAAUCAAAGCAUACAUCUGAUACACACCAAGCAUUACGACCUACUAUAUCAAAUACCAAUGGAAUGAAACGUUCUUCUAAUAUCGAGUCGUCCACCUCUCACCAACCCAUACGAACAAAUAAUAGCAAACAACGUAAAGUUACCAAAACAACAAAAUUAACAAAUAGCAUACCAGUGAUCUAA